Molecule: messenger RNA, 627 nt
Organism: Acanthosepion pharaonis
Lineage: Eukaryota; Metazoa; Mollusca; Cephalopoda; Sepiida; Sepiidae
Source: the annotation of a GenBank genome assembly
AUGUGUAGCUCAAAUCUUUCCAAGUAUAUUCAAGCCUGCUUGACAAAACUUUUUUUUUCUAUUUGUUUCAUACUUAUACGUGAACAAGUUUGUCCUUUCUUCGCCUCUCACAAACAGUCGAUACAUCUUUCAUUAUUCAUUCAUUACACUUUUCUAUAUUCUUUCAGCUGUUUCUUGUUAAUUUAUUUUUCCAAUUCAUUUCAUGAUAUUACCUCUUUUCUAAACGAUAAACUCUUUCUCUCUCUCUCUCUUUACCGCUCUCACUUUAUCUCUCUAUCUCACUCUUUCUCUAUCUCACUCUCUCAUUUUCUAUCUCUCUACCUCCCUCCCACUUUCUCUCUCACUCUAUCUCCCAAUCUCUCUCAAACUUUCUUUCUCUAUCUCCUUUGCUUUCUCUCUAUCUAUCUAUCUAUCUAUCUAUCUAUCUAUCUAUCUAUCUGUCUGUCUUGCACUUUCUCAAUCUCGAUCUUGCUCCCAUUCACUUUUUUCUUUUGUAUUUUUCUUUCUUUUUUUCUUUCUUUUCUGUUAUAUUUCAUUUUUCCUUCUUUCUUUUUUUAUUUCUUUCUUUUUCUUUCUUUCUUUCUUUUUCUUUUGUAUUUCUUUCUUUUUCUUUCUUUCCUUCUAUAA